GGUGGAGUUUCAUUCCCCGAUAGUCGAUUAAACUGCGAACUCUCCCCUCUUCUAUUCUAACCUCCUUGGAUUAAAGUCAGAACGUAAUGUGAAAUUCACGCAAAAAUUAAUUUCAAAAUUUUAUGUUUCCCAGUCUUAUCUUUUUUCACUGAUAAGGAGAAAAACCACUCAUCUCUAUAGGUGCUUUACCUUGCAGAAUUCAAUUUUUGUGUUGAUAUCGUGAUUGGUGUUUGAUGUUGUUAAAGCGCUAGGUAAAAGAUUCAACUAGAAUGUUUUAUCAUAUUUCUUUAGAGCAUGAAAUACUGUUACAUCCAAGAUAUUUUGGGCCUCAACUUUUAGAAACGGUAAAACAAAAAUUAUUUACUGAAGUUGAAGGAACAUGUACUGGAAAGCAUGGGUUCGUCAUUGCUGUGACAACUAUUGACAAUAUUGGGGCAGGAUUUAUUCAGCCAGGAAGAGGGUUUGUUGUGUAUCCAGUGAAGUACAAAGCUAUAGUCUUUCGUCCUUUUAAAGGUGAAGUUCUAGAUGCAGUAGUUACACAAGUGAACAAGGUUGGACUUUUCACUGAAAUUGGACCUUUAUCUUGCUUCAUAUCAAGACAU
This is a messenger RNA of Stegodyphus dumicola, 602 nucleotides long. RefSeq names its product DNA-directed RNA polymerase II subunit Rpb7 (gene Polr2G). Lineage: Eukaryota; Metazoa; Arthropoda; Arachnida; Araneae; Eresidae. The record is from RefSeq and is a predicted model, not a curated record. Gene Ontology annotation, cellular component: P-body; RNA polymerase II, core complex. Gene Ontology annotation, biological process: transcription initiation at RNA polymerase II promoter; positive regulation of nuclear-transcribed mRNA poly(A) tail shortening; DNA-templated transcription. Gene Ontology annotation, molecular function: translation initiation factor binding; single-stranded DNA binding; single-stranded RNA binding.